GUCAGAAUCUCCAAGCUUAAGGCCCCUCCCUUUCAGACCUAUAAAUUGACUCCCAUCUCACUCCACUCUGAAUCGCCUCAUUCGGACAAACUCUCUGCUGAAAACGUUGAACGCUAGACUACAUAAAGAUGUCAGACUUGGAGAGCUGCCUGGGAACCAUCAUUGAGGUGUUCCACAAAUACUCAUCCAAAGAAGGUGACAAGUACAAAUUAAAAAAGAGCGAACUCAAGGAUCUGCUCACCAAUGAAUUUCCGACUCUUACCGAGCAUGUGAAAGAUCAAGCAACAUUGGACAGUUUGAUGGAAAGCGUGGAUACCGAUGGUGACUCGGAGUGUGAUUUUCAAGAGUUCAUGACCUUCAUCACCAUGGUUACCAUCUGUUGCCAUGAGUUUUUCGAACACAACGAAGACGAAUGAGUCGAAUUAAAAAAACAAGUAUUCAUAGCAUAAUAGUAAUACAACACAUUGAUUCUCUUAAAGUUUGCUUUGUUCUUUUUCGUAUCAUAUUAGGAUUGUUGUUUAGUUUGAACAGAAUGUAUAUGCAGCUUGUACGACAGUUUGUUUUGCUAGACUCAAAACCAGUUUAUUACAAAGCAUGCUUCUAUUAUUUUCCUAGGCAAUUUUUUUCUCAAAGACAUCCCCAUCAUAAAUCUCAUCGAGUGCAAUGCGGACCAGGUGUUGCGCUCUUGCCAUUUCAGUUCCAGGAUGAUUGUGAAAUGUUUUUCCUGAUUAGCUUCAGACUAUUAGG
Molecule: messenger RNA, 747 nt
Organism: Carassius auratus (goldfish)
Lineage: Eukaryota; Metazoa; Chordata; Actinopteri; Cypriniformes; Cyprinidae
Product: protein S100-B-like
Exons: 3
Coding region: 129-416 (95 amino acids)
Biological process (GO): positive regulation of cell population proliferation; positive regulation of canonical NF-kappaB signal transduction
Cellular component (GO): nucleus; cytoplasm
Molecular function (GO): calcium-dependent protein binding; RAGE receptor binding; calcium ion binding
Source: RefSeq, a predicted model, not a curated record